Molecule: messenger RNA, 1843 nt
Organism: Chilo suppressalis (striped riceborer)
Lineage: Eukaryota; Metazoa; Arthropoda; Insecta; Lepidoptera; Crambidae
Source: the annotation of a GenBank genome assembly
ACUUCAUCUAAGCGGCACGAGUACGCAAUGAGAUAACAACACAUUAUGUUUAUGAAACGUGAUCUACGAACAAUUACUGUUUCUGUUAUCGUGGACGGUGUGGGCCUUCGUAUUUCCACGGCUCACACAGCAGUACCAUUUCGGCGGUGAUAGUGAUGUUACCGACGGUAAACCCAGCUAAAAUGUGAACUACGCUAACUAAGCCGAUUAAAACAUUAGGACGAUACAGUGUUAACAAAUAUGCGUCUUGAACUAAACCAACUAAAUCGAAAAUAUUUUCGGAUUUUAUAUAUAAUUUCCUUUAUGUCUUUAGCUCUAUAUACAGUGUACGAAUAUGGACGUGUUAUUUCAAUAAAUAAUAUCACAGGAAAAAAUGAAUUGGAUUCAUUAAGUGAUCGUCAGUUAGUAGAGUUUUUUGAAAAUCAACGCUAUCUGAAACAUGAGUUAACAGUGCAAAGUUACUAUGAAAAACGAAAGAGCUGGGCAACCUCAAACUUAGGAUCAAUAAUGUAUAAGAAUACUCCGCAACCAGCGCCCAACAAUAAAACAUUUGUUGUUUUAGUCUGGAAAUAUUAUGACUGGCUGAAGAAUAGACACGUGAAAAGUUUUGAUCAUGGACGCACAGAUCCUCUGGACGAAUGUAGCGUGAAAAACUGCCUUUUCAUCGGUGACAAUAGUAAGAUACAUACUGCUAACGCUGUGCUGGUUCACAUACAACAUGGAGAAAUACCAGCCGUCAGCAACAGGAAUCCCGAUCAGCUCUGGGUGUUCUUGUCUGACGAAUCCCCAAAGAACAAGUUCACGAUGGCCAGGGGUCAACCUAACCUUGCCGAUUGGGAUCACAAAUUUAAUUGGUCCAUGACAUACAGAAGUGACGCAGAUGUCCCUGUUCCGUAUGGAAGAACUUUGGCCCUGAAAAGCCCAUUAAUGCGAAACACAUUAUCUGAAACUGUAGCGAAUUACGUGCCACAUUGGAAAUAUAAGCGGCGAGAUGUACUUGUCACAGUUCUUAUGUCAAAUUGUCACGUAUCGGACCGGAUGCGUUAUUUGAAGUCACUACAGAAACAUAUUAAUGUCACUGUUUAUGGAAAAUGCUCGGAGGACAAUAAAAAAAGUUGCCCCGGACACUUCAAAGAAGACUGUGAGGUUGUGAACGAAUAUUUAUUCUAUUUAGUUUUCGAAAAUUCCCAGUGCCGACAAUAUUUGACUGAGAAGAGUUUUCAUAACGCGUAUAAGAAAGGCGCCAUCCCUAUCAUAAUGGGACCACCACUCGAAGAUUGUGAAAACCUUCUGCCGCCAAAUUCGUUUUUGCACGUCGAUAAUUACGACUCGGCAGAAUUUCUCGCUAAAGACAUUAUGAGGAUAAGCAAGAGUGACGAUUCCCUAUUAGGAUACCACCAAUGGAGGAACGACUUCGAAAUUGUAAACGAGCAUGGAUAUUUUGGUUCUAAAUCCUUUCACUAUUGCAGGUUGUGUGAAGCCUUAAAUUAUAAUAAUCGUACGAGAACUUCGUACAGUUUGCUUGAUCUGGAAUUGUUUUUGGAUAUUAAAAUGCUGUGCAAGACGUAGGUAACAUCACAUUUAUAUGUCUCAUUAUGAGAUGGCAUAGGAUUAUUAAUUAGUUCAAAUUCAUUACUGUAAAGGACUACUGAAUUCCACCAAAAACUAUCUGCAUUUUAAUUUUGGAGUUGAGUUGAGUUGGGUUCUAAACAAGUAUUAAAUAAUGUAUAAUAUUAUCACAAAAAACCUGAACUAUAAUUAUGAGUUUAUUUUCUUAGUCUCUGAAAAAACAAGAACGCUGUUUUUAAAACAAAUACCUAUGUGAAAUAAAGUAAAGCCACUC